Molecule: messenger RNA, 679 nt
Organism: Menidia menidia (Atlantic silverside)
Lineage: Eukaryota; Metazoa; Chordata; Actinopteri; Atheriniformes; Atherinopsidae
Source: the annotation of a GenBank genome assembly
CCCCGGGGGAAGUCACGGGGGUGUAUAUAAGCCCACAUCUCUAUGAAAAGAGCAGAGUCAUUCUUCCUUCUCUGGGCAUAAACAGAGAAGCUUUAAAAAGCGAGACCCGGACCCGGAUCGCCAGUCUGAACUUUGGAGCCUUUUUUCCAGGACAACGACAAUGUCUGUGCCCGAUGUUGCUACCGCUGCUCUCUGCGCGCGCGAGCUGCGCCAGAUCGGAGACAAGCUUUUCUGGAGGUACAAACUGCUGGAGGACCCAGGAAAGACCCAGGAAGGACCCAGGAGGGAUCCAGGAAGGACCCAGGAGGGAUCCAGGGGGGACCCAGGAAGGACCCACAGCGCCCGGGAAGGACCCAGUAGGGACCCAGGAGGGAUCCAGGAGGGACCCCCUCAGGCCCGAGUGACCGUCGUCCUCGGUGUGUGCGACCGGUUUUUAGACGGUAUCCGGGCGGGAAAAAUGGAGGGUCGCGGUCUGACCAUGGAGGAAAGGACACGAGGCCUCGGAGUUUUUUCUAACGGACAACCGACCAAUCAGAGGCCGGGAGAGGAAACAUCUGUCAGACUCCAGCUCGUCCAUCCGGUCAUGUCGUCUUUAAAUGUUAAUCCACUCUUUGAAACAGAAACGGAGGCUUUUCGCCGUCACUCGGCCACGCCCACCACCACCAAGCACCCGUCUUAA